Messenger RNA from Naumovozyma dairenensis CBS 421, 1824 nucleotides. RefSeq names its product hexose transporter HXT5 (gene HXT5). Gene Ontology annotation, biological process: carbohydrate transport; transmembrane transport. NCBI's taxonomy places the organism in Eukaryota, Fungi, Ascomycota, Saccharomycetes, Saccharomycetales, Saccharomycetaceae. The transcript has a single exon. Gene Ontology annotation, cellular component: plasma membrane. Gene Ontology annotation, molecular function: carbohydrate:proton symporter activity. Bases 1 to 1824 code for a protein of 607 amino acids. The record is from RefSeq and is a predicted model, not a curated record.
AUGUCUAAAGCAAAUCCGGAAAAUGUUGCCGCUUUAAAUUCGGAACAACGAGCAACAAUGAAUUCAAUCUCUUCAAAUGAAAAAUCGGAAAAUCAAACAAUGCCCACUACGGGAAGAGACUCCGGGUACGGCACAUCUGCGGUUAAUCCCAAAGAGUCACUUGACCAAGAUAAUGAAGACUUGAAAACAUUACAAAAGGAAGCUGAUGAACAACUUGAAAGUAAAUCUAAAAAGGAUUUGAUCUUUGUGUCAAUAUGCUGCCUUAUGGUUUCAUUUGGUGGGUUCAUAUUUGGUUGGGAUACAGGUACUAUAUCAGGGUUUGUUAACCAAACUGAUUAUGUUAGAAGGUUUGGACAAACAAGAUCAAAUGGUUCCCAUUAUUUAAGUAAUGUAAGAAUGGGGUUGCUAGUCUCUAUUUUCAAUGUUGGCGCUGCUAUUGGUGGUGUAAUGUUAGCAAGAACAGGUGAUAUGUGGGGCAGAAGAUUAGGGUUGAUAACAGUGGUUUCAAUAUAUACUGUAGGUAUUGUUAUUCAAAUUGCUUCAAUUGAUAAAUGGUUUCAGUAUUUUAUUGGAAGAAUCAUUUCAGGGUUAGGUGUUGGUGGUAUUGCCGUUUUAGCCCCCAUGUUAAUUUCAGAGGUUGCACCUAAACAAUUGAGAGGUACAUUAGUAUCAUGUUAUCAAUUGAUGAUCACAUUAGGUAUCUUUUUAGGAUACUGUUCCAAUUUUGGUACCAAGAAUUAUUCCAAUUCUGUACAAUGGAGAGUUCCAUUAGGUUUAUCUUUUGCAUGGGCCCUUUUCAUGAUUGGAGGUAUGCUUAUGGUUCCUGAAUCUCCCAGGUAUUUAGUCGAAGUGGGUCGGUUGGAAGAUGCAAAAAGGUCACUUUCAAAAACAAAUAAAGUUGAGGUAAAUUCUCCCUUUGUUACACUAGAAAUGGAGAAAUUUGAAGCAUCAGUCGAAGCUGAACGGUUGGCUGGUACUGCAAAUUGGAACGAAUUAGUUACAGGUAGACCAGCCAUGUUCAAGCGUACAGUUAUGGGUAUGAUGAUCCAAUCCCUGCAACAAUUAACAGGUGCAAAUUAUUUCUUUUAUUACGGUACAACUAUUUUUAGAGCAGUUGGGUUAGAAGAUUCCUUUGAAACAUCAAUCGUCUUAGGGGUUGUCAAUUUUGUGUCUACAUUCUUUGCUCUAUAUUUUGUUGAUCAUUAUGGUCGUCGUACCUGCUUACUUUGGGGGUGUGUUGGGAUGAUUUGCUGCUACGUGGUUUAUGCAUCAGUUGGUGUAACAAGAUUAUGGCCUAAUGGUCAAUCCCAACCAUCUUCAAAAGGUGCAGGUAAUUGUAUGAUUGUCUUCGCCUGUUUCUUUAUAUUCUGUUUCGCCACUACUUGGGCCCCAAUUGCAUAUGUUGUCACAUCUGAAAUUUAUCCAUUGAGAGUAAGAGGGAAAGCUAUAUCAGUGGCUACUGCAUGUAACUGUAUGUGGGGUUUCUUAAUUAGUUUCUUUACGCCAUUCAUUACGGGUGCAAUCAAUUUCUAUUAUGGUUAUGUUUUUAUGGGUUGUAUGGUUUUUGCUUAUUUCUUCGUUUUCUUCCUUGUUCCAGAAACAAAGGGAUUAACUCUAGAAGAAGUUAAUGAAAUGUAUGAAGAGGGUGUAUUGCCUUGGAAGUCGGCAUCCUGGGUUCCUCCCUCUAGGAGAGACGUGGAUUAUAAUGUUGAAGAAUUGAAGACCGAUGACCGACCAGCAUACAAAAAGAUAUUUUCAAAGAAUCAAUCAGGGAAUGAAGGUAAACCAGCAUUUUAUAAAAACAUAUUUUCAAGAAACAAGUAG